Messenger RNA from Papaver somniferum (opium poppy), 1634 nucleotides. RefSeq lists its product as uncharacterized. Lineage: Eukaryota; Viridiplantae; Streptophyta; Magnoliopsida; Ranunculales; Papaveraceae. The transcript has 7 exons. The record is from RefSeq and is a predicted model, not a curated record. The coding region runs from base 380 to 1525 and encodes 381 amino acids.
UUUCGUCCCCGUCGUCAUCGUCCCCGAUAGCUCCUCCACCACCGGCAGCGCCAGACUACAACCAUUACCAUCGCCGCCUCCAACACCAUCACCUCCAUCGCCACCACCACUAGCGACACUAACCCAAUUUCUCAUGGUCGUUCGAGUUUUCAUCUUCUUCAUUAGGGUUUGAGUCGAGAAUUGAAUCAAUCAAAUCACCAGAGUUAUUCAAAAUCAAAUCAGGGUUCCAUGUUCAACAUAGUUGUUGCUCAAUUAUCAUUUGGGUGACGAAGGUUUUGAGUCGAGAAUUGAAUCAAUCGAAUCACCAGAGUUAUUCAAAAUCAAAUCAGGGUUCCAUGUUCAACAUAGCUGUAUCUCAAUUAUCAUUUGGGUGACCAAGAUGGAUUCAUUGCAAGAUGACGUACGUCGAAGCCCAAGAAUUGUUGAGCUGCAAGAUAGGCAAAAACAACUCUGGCAUGCUCAAUAUAAAUCAAAACAAGAGAUACUGACCGAACAGGCGUUCAAUGAAAGACGACAUCUUGCUUAUCAAAUUCGGAAGACAAGAAUGGAUGAAGCCGGUACAAGCUCAAGUGUUCAACUGUCUAACUCAGCUGGAGCACAUAAAGCAGAAUCGGUCUUGAUUCGUCGCCGAAGCCCAAGAUUUAUGGGAUGCGGAAACACAGCCGAAACAAGUGAUCAAGCAAGUGUUCAAGUGUCUAACUCAGCUGGAGGAUUCAUUCCUCGCCGAAGCCCCAGAUUUAUUGCACACGGGAACACAGCAGAAUCGUUGAAUCAAGUUCGGAGACGAAACAUGUCCGAAGAACAGCUGGCCGGUGAACGAGACAGGAAGCGUGUUCGACAAAGAACCCGUCGUCUAAUUAUGACAGAAGAGCAGCGGUUGAUUGAACGUGAGCGUGAUCGUAAUCGAAAAAAAGCCGCCAAGGAAAAGCUAAACCUUCCUUCAACAUCUAUAGUCAACGAUGAUGCACACAUAUCGAAAAACAGCUGGCUGGUGAACGACAAAGAGACCGUGUUCGGCAGAGAACCCAUCGACAAAAUGAUGGAGGAGCAGAGGUUGAUUGAAAGCGAGUGUGAUCAUAAUCGAUACUUAGCCGCCAAAGAAAAGCUGAACUUUCCUUCAUCAUCAGCAGGCAACACUUCAUCAAACUUAGUUGAACAUGUUAUGCAUGAACAUGCUCAGGCAGAAGUUGAGAGACUUAUCGGUCGCAUCUCAACAAUAGGAAUGAAUACCAGCGAAGGCUAUAUGGAGUUGGUGCCUGAACACAAAGCUCCCAUACAUACAACAUUUGACGAUAUGCUCGAGUUUGAUGAGCAAAUCAACAAUGCAGGAGAUGAUUUGGAUGAGAGUCACCAACAGGAUAUGCAAGCAGGUACAUUUUUGACAAACUUUAAAACUAAAACAUGUUUGCAGGGAGGUAUGAUUGUUACAUGGUUGAGAAACAUGGUGCUGCUGGAUAUUGUAUGUAGGGUUUCUUUUAGAAUUCUUAGUAGUAAUACUUACUGCACGGUUAUAGCUCAUAUGUAAUGUGCCCUAUCGCUAUAAAUACGAAUUUUGAAUUGACUGAGAGUGGCAUCUGCAAUUCAAAUUUUGUUAAUCUUAUAGAGAUUUCAUUUAUAAAACAUUAGUUUCAUUC